AAGGAGGGCAGCCGCCGCCUAUUAAUAGGCCGCCGCUUCCCAGCGGCUUCUUGCGCCGGGCCGGGCUCCGGAAGCGUCGCCCAGCAUGCGGCAGGUCAAGGUGUGGGUGCUUGCUGGGAUUCUCCUAUGCAGGCUGCAUUUCCUUGGGUUAGAGGCUUUCAAGGUGAGCAAGCGCCCAAUGCGGACUCGAAGUUGUGCCGACCGGCCUGAGGAGCUUCUGGAACAGCUGUAUGGGAGGCUUACAGCUGGCAUGCUCAGUGCGUUCCACCACACCCUGCAGCUGGAGCCGCUGGAGAAAGAGCACAACGUCAGUUGCCCAACGGGAAGUAAGUCUUCUGUGGAUAAGAAAUACCGGCUCCCUAUCAACCUCAACAGCGUCUCUCCUUGGUCAUACAGAAUUUCCUACGAUCCCACAAGGUAUCCAAAGUACAUUCCUGAAGCAUAUUGUCUGUGUAAAGGCUGCCUUACUGGAGCAUACGGGGAAGAGGAUUUCCACUUUCGAAGCACCCCGGUAUACAUGCCAACGGUCAUCUUGCGUCGCACCACGUCUUGCACCGGAGGCCGCUACGUUUACACUGAGGAUUAUGUCACUAUCCCUGUGGGCUGCACCUGUAUACCAGAACAUGAAAAAGAAGCCGAGGGCAUCAACUCCAGUAUAGACAAGCAAGCGGCGAAACUGCUAGUGAAUCAUAAUGACAAGCCAGCAUCGGAAUGAAGAUAACAGAUGGAACUCGCUAGAGUGGGUUUGUGGUGCGAGGCUCUGCUAGCUCCAGGGAAUGACAGAGCCAACUUUCACAUAUGUUUCUGCAUCACUUGAUGGUUCCUUCCGUCAGAUCUGAGUUGCAUGUGUGAAUGCUCCAUUGCAAAGCUAUUAACUAACCAGGACUGUCAGCGCCGCCUCAAAUGCAGUGCUGUUCAGAGGCGUAGGAUCACAUACUCGGCUUCAGCUCGGGACAAUAGUUGAAAAUUUAAGUUGUCUGCAGGCAUGUGUGAAUCAAUAGAAACGAAUACAGAAAUACAAAUGAUGAAGAUAGAAUAAACAGGAAUGUCAAGGCUAUCCUGUAGUUUUAGAGCAGUGGUUCUCAACCUGGGGGUCGGGACGCCUUUGGAGGUCGAACGACCCUUUCACAGGGGUCGCCUAAGACUCAAUGCAUCAGUGUUCUCUAUCUGUAAAAUGGAUAAAUGUUAGGGUUGGGGGUCACCACAACAUGAGGAACUGUAUUAAAGGCAUUAGGAAGGUUGAGAACCACUGUUUUAGGGUAUUAAGGCGAUUAGGAGAUUUACCACAAAAUCACACAAAUAGAGAAAGAACUAUAUGGAUGGUGGUUUUGGAGUGCUGAAAAAAUGACAUGACGCAGUAGAUGAAUUCAUCAAUCAAAAUAUUUUGGAUUGCUUCAGUGGCCAAUAUAUGUGGUUGCCAAUGCAGGCAAAGGAUUAGGGGAAAAUCUUGGGGAGCUGUUCUUUCCCAGAGCAAGCAGAAGCAGAGGGAAAGAGAUGCCAAGUCUGCUUCCUCCUCCUCAGACAUUCAGCACAAGACACCUCCACUCAAAUGCUCUGCAAGAUGUGGAGGAUUUGAUGGAGAGGACCUGUGUAUGCUGCUGACUAUCCUGGCCAAGGCAGGGGCUCACCAGAGGCCUUUGCAUUUGGGGUCUGAUGAACUGAUUUGUAAAGGACUGUGCCAACAAAAUAUGACCCUUAAAAUCCUCCUGGCCUUACAGCACUGAGAAUGCUCUUUCUAAAAGUGAUAGUGUUGCUUUUUUAAAAAGAAAAAAAAAUAAUCUGUUUAAUUUUUUAAAUAAAGAAAUAUAAUCAGGGUUAAGUUUAGCAUCCUAAGAAUUUUAACCUUUCAUAUUAUGCUCAAAAGGUGCCACCCAGGAAAAGCGAGGCAUGACAGCGGCCCAUGGGCAGUCCGUGGAAAUGCAGCACACAGUUAAAUGGUUACUUACAUUUCUGUCAGACAUGAAUGCAGCAACCUUUCACUCCAGCGUGGUGUA
Sphaerodactylus townsendi is the source of this 1994-nucleotide messenger RNA. It is a transcript of the gene IL17D, whose product is annotated as interleukin 17D. NCBI's taxonomy places the organism in Eukaryota, Metazoa, Chordata, Lepidosauria, Squamata, Sphaerodactylidae. The record is from RefSeq and is a predicted model, not a curated record. The transcript is spliced from 3 exons. Gene Ontology annotation, molecular function: cytokine activity. Gene Ontology annotation, cellular component: extracellular region. Gene Ontology annotation, biological process: inflammatory response. Bases 86 to 715 code for a protein of 209 amino acids.